Messenger RNA from Penicillium brevicompactum, 1467 nucleotides. Its product is annotated as putative Golgi transport complex component Cog5. Bases 1 to 1467 code for a protein of 488 amino acids. The record is from RefSeq and is a predicted model, not a curated record. The transcript has a single exon. Gene Ontology annotation, cellular component: COG complex. Lineage: Eukaryota; Fungi; Ascomycota; Eurotiomycetes; Eurotiales; Aspergillaceae. Gene Ontology annotation, biological process: intra-Golgi vesicle-mediated transport.
AUGGCGGAAGUUGAUCCAUCAUACAUAGAUUAUGAGGCCUUCCUAGACCCUGACUUCUCUCCGUCCUCUUUUGCCAAUACAUUGGUUACAAGCACAAACAAUGCCACAGAUACCCCGUUGGAUUUAUCCACACCCUUAUCCCGGGUGCUCUUCGAUCUCCAGGAGAUUGACACCCAUAUUCACACACUGACGACCAAGUCAGCACUUCCACUGCUGUCACAUACCCAAAAUCAGACGGCUGCCGCUGAUCACAUCCUCAAAGAGUCCGGGACGCAGAUUGCCUCUGUGACUCAAGGAUACGAACGUCUCCAGAAGGAGGUGCUGCAGAAAUGGGAAGCGGCUGACGAAGCUCGCGUGGCCGCCGAGAACUCGCUGGCAACGGUUCGGCUAGCAAGGGCCGUCACCCGCUGCUUGACCCUAGGCAAGCAGCUGGAGAGUCAAGUUGCGGAGAUCACAGGCCGGGGCGCAACAGGGCCAGCCAUCUCAGCAGGGGCUGAGGGAGCAGCUUCGCCACCUGGUGGAAAGGAUAGUUUCCGGGCCUUGGAAAGGGCGGCCUAUACGAUCAUCAGUCUGCGAGAAAUGUUCUCCGCAUCAGCGCAGGGCGAGGAAGGUUAUGGCUUGGAGCGCGUGAAGGUCAUCCGCACGUUACGUGGAGAAUUUGUCAUUCCGGCUGAGAACAUGGUUAAAUCGAGAGCGCAGCAGACUAUCAAUCGCUUCUCUCUUUCCUCGAACCCAUCAAAUACUUCAAAUGGGCAGUCGUCUAUGCCAUCUGGUUACAAACAAGCACGCGAUGCACGAACGCGGUUGGCAACAGCUGCCACUACUCUAUAUCUGCUCUCACCUGAACCGAAAUCGCCGACUACCGUCGAUGACUACAAGCCCGAGCUUCUCUUAUCAACCCUGCAAGGGUAUAUGCAAACAGCGAUCAUGACAUCUGUGAACUCCCUCGCCAGAGCACUCUCCCAGCUCCCCACCAUGGACAGGACCCUCGCCGAUAUCUCGGCAAGAUGCCAAGACAUCGUUGCCCUUGAAAACAUUCUUCGAAACCUUCGUCCCCCACCGCAUCCCCUGUUAGCCUCAGGCGCCACAUCCGAGAUCCCAGCCGAACCCUCCACCGAACCCAAAGCAGUGGACUCAAGCAAGGGAAAUCUCCUACAACCUCUUCUCCAAGCAUUGGACACCUCGUCACUUCCCUCUUACUACUGGCGUUCCAUCGCAUCAUCAUCUCUCACAUCCCGAGUACAAGAGAUCGUCAGUCGAGGUGGAGUCUCAGCUCGCACCCUCCGAUCCAACCGCGAUCGCCUCAGAACCGAGAUCAAAGAGUGUGUGCUCCGAGCGUCCAAGGUCUCUGCUACAAGCCUUUUAGCCGAAAAGGGCCGGCCAGGAACGGACACGGUUGUUGUGGGCAACUGGGAGCGAGAAGCGGCUGUGAUGGUCAGUUCGGUUGUUGGGCCAUUAGGGCGGUAA